AUGUCUUGCACAGAGCAGCAAGAAAUCGAAACUCAGCUGUUAAAACCGCUGCCCCUGCUCUUCGGAAUCGCAGCUCGAGACUCGCUUAGCGUCCCGGCCCGCAUCCCUCCUGCAGCGGGCCGGCCGCGGACGGAGCUAUGUACACCCACAGCCGGGAGCUGGGCACCCCCGCCGCCUCCGGCCCGGCCCGGGCCUCCGUGCGCGGGGCAGGCGGACCGGGGGCUCAUAGGUGCCUACACCUUGAUAGCACCAAAUGAAAACCGAAGAAAGCAGUUACAAAGGAUUGCUGAGAAAGAGCUGGAGAACCUGGAGAAGUGGAAGGAGCAACAUAGAGCGAAGCCAGUUAACCUGGUACCAAGGAGGCUAGGUGGAAGCCAAUCAGAGGCUGAAGUGAGGCAGAAACAACAACUCCAACUGAUGCAAUCUAAAUACCAGCAAAAGCUAAAAAGAGAAGAAUCUAUAAGAAUCAAGAAGGAAGCUGAAGAAGCUGAAAUCCAAAAAAUGAAGGCAAUUCAGAGAGAGAAGAGCGAAAAACUAGAGGAGAAAAAAAGACUUCAAGAAAACCUCAGAAGAGAAGCAUUUAGAGAGCAUCAGCAAUACAAAACUGCUGAGUUCUUGAGCAGACUGGAGACAGAGUUGCCAAACAGAAGUACCUAUCCAACUGCUUGCCAUAACCUACAAUCUUCAGCUUGGAAACUUCCUGUCCUGCCUAGGGAUCACAGCUGGGCCAGAAGACAGGCUUAUAAGGAUUCUCUAAAGGAAGAAGAAAAUCGAAAACUACAGAGGAUGAAGGAAGAACAACACCAGAAGAGUGAAUUACUGGAAUUUAAGCGACAACAACAGGAGGAAGAAAGAAUCAGAACCCAGCAGGAUGAGCACAGGAGGGUAAAUAAUGCUUUUCUGGACCGACUCCAAGGCAGAAGUCAACCAGGUGGCCUGGAGCACUUUGGAGGCUAUUGGAAUAUGAAUGGUGGUAACAGCUGGGAUUUAUGAGAAAUGUUUACUUACAUUCCACCUUUGUCAACUGGCCUUGAAAACUGCCAUGAGACGCUUUUUUAGAACUCGAUUUUAUUCACCUUCAGUGCUUUUACCUCAGCUUCAGCUCCCCACCCACACAGCUAAGCCUCCGGGAUGACAGGGUCUCCCUGUCAUUGUUUACGUGUGUUUGCAGGAGUUGAUUAUUGAACUCAUAUUUAAUCUCUACUGUCAGUGAAAUGUUACAGUAUUUUUCUAAUUGGUUUUGCCUCUUAUUGGAAGUAUAAUUACAGCAAUGUUAAUAAGAGAGAAAAUGAGAGGAUCAUUUGAUGCUUUUAGGUUGCUGGGAGCUAUGGGUGGGUGCUAUAUGAUUGUCUCUCUAAGUAGCUAAUUCUCAGAUCAGGUUUGGGGAAGCUUUGGCAUCUUUUUUGGAUUUUAAUCCCUACUUUCUUAAUUCACUGUAUAAACAUGAGUAAAAGACAAAAAUAAAUCUUUUAAUCUCUUUUAAACAAAUUUAUAAAUAAAUUUUGAACUACCUUUG
Molecule: messenger RNA, 1516 nt
Organism: Myotis davidii
Lineage: Eukaryota; Metazoa; Chordata; Mammalia; Chiroptera; Vespertilionidae
Gene: EPSTI1
Product: epithelial stromal interaction 1 (breast)
Exons: 13
Coding region: 1-993 (330 amino acids)
Source: RefSeq, a predicted model, not a curated record